AUGGAGGACGCACACGCCGCAGUCCUGGACCUGCAAGCGAAAUACCUAGACAAGAAUCACCGACCCACCGAUCCCAGUAAACGCUUAUCCUUCUUCGGUGUCUACGAUGGCCACGGCGGGGAGAAGGUCGCCUUGUUCGCGGGAGAUAACGUCCAUCGCAUCGUUGCGACACAAGAAGCCUUUGCGAAAGGUGAUAUCGAGCAGGCGCUGAAGGAUGGGUUUUUGGCGACUGAUAGGGCGAUUUUGGAAGAUCCAAAGUACGAGGAAGAGGUCUCGGGAUGCACAGCGUCUGUGGCGGUCAUUUCAAAGGAUAAGAUUAUAGUGGCAAAUGCUGGUGAUUCAAGAUCCGUCCUUGGAGUCAAAGGGCGGGCAAAGCCUUUAUCCUUCGACCACAAACCACAGAAUGAAGGUGAAAAGGCACGGAUAAGCGCUGCUGGCGGCUUCGUUGAUUUUGGCAGAGUUAAUGGGAACCUCGCACUCUCCCGUGCGCUGGGCGAUUUCGAAUUCAAAAAGAGCGCAGACCUGGCACCAGAACAGCAGAUUGUCACGGCGUAUCCUGACGUAACUACACAUGAGAUCACGGAGGAUGAUGAGUUCCUUGUCAUUGCAUGUGAUGGUAUUUGGGACUGCCAAUCGUCACAGGCUGUGAUUGAAUUUGUCAGACGCGGCAUCGCUGCGAAGCAGGAGCUGCAUCGGAUUUGCGAAAACAUGAUGGACAAUUGCUUGGCGUCUAAUAGCGAGACGGGCGGUGUGGGGUGCGAUAACAUGACCAUGAUCAUUGUCGGAUUGCUCCACGGCAAGACCAAGCAGGAGUGGUACAAGACCAUCUCAGAACGCGUGGCGAAUGGUGACGGACCCUGCGCUCCGCCUGAAUAUGCCGAAUUCCGUGGCCCCGGAAUCCGCCGCCAAUUCGACGACACAAACCUUGACGACUACGAGUCGGGCCUUGACAAUAACUCGCGCCUUCGCGGCGGGCGAUCGGGCUGCAUUAUUCUGCUUGGCGACGGGACGGAGGUCAUGACCGACAUGGCCGAGGAGGAUAUGUUUGAUAAUGCCGAUGCAGAAGAGGAGGAGAGGGAUUUGGAGAGUCAGGUGCGUAAGGGCCAGGGACGCGGAAGUGGAAGUGGAAGCGCGACUGGGCCCAGGCGUGUCCGGGAUGAUGAGGAGGAUGAGAGUGAAAGUGAGAGUGAGAGUGAGAGCGAGAGCGAGAGUGAUGACGAUCUGGGGGUCAGGGCGGGGACGCCGGAGCCGGAGCCGGAGCCGGAAGGGCGACGGGGGAAGUCGCAGUCGAAUCGCCAGACGACACCGCAGGCUGAGACGAGGGGCCAAGGGCACGUGCAGGGAGGGAAGCAAGAGCUGGACGGGGCGAAGUCGCCGCGGGUAAUUUCUGUGUCGCCUUCGUCGACGACGCCGAAUGAUGUGUUGUCUGGUGGCGGGGAGAGGGCUGGUGCUGGUGCUGGUGCUGGUGCUGGGUCAAUGUCUACGGGUUCGGGUUCAGGUUCAAAUACGGCUGGGACAAAGUCAUGA
Paracoccidioides brasiliensis Pb18 is the source of this 1527-nucleotide messenger RNA. RefSeq lists its product as uncharacterized. Gene Ontology annotation, biological process: protein dephosphorylation. Gene Ontology annotation, molecular function: protein serine/threonine phosphatase activity; cation binding. The record is from RefSeq and is a predicted model, not a curated record. Bases 1 to 1527 code for a protein of 508 amino acids. The transcript is spliced from 6 exons.